This is a messenger RNA of Plasmodium vinckei vinckei, 3261 nucleotides long. Its product is annotated as aldo-keto reductase, putative. Bases 1 to 3261 code for a protein of 1086 amino acids. Lineage: Eukaryota; Apicomplexa; Aconoidasida; Haemosporida; Plasmodiidae. The transcript has a single exon. The record is from RefSeq and is a predicted model, not a curated record.
AUGAAAACCAAACGGAAAAUCCUCUUAAUAUUAUUACAUUCUUUGGUAUUUUUUGAGGUUUUAUUUUGUUUAAUAAAGAAAAGAAAUUAUUAUAAUACUGCAUACACAAGAGGAAAGCAUCCUACAAAUCAUUUUAAAAAUUCCAAAAUAAAUCAUAAAUUAAAUUAUGUUAAUUUUAUAAAAAGUUUCAAACAAUGUCUUGCUAAAAAUUAUUCCAAUUAUUACUUUAAUCGUAAUACUAUAUUAUAUUUUAAAAAAACACAAACGGAUAAAUUUAUUGCCGUUAAGAAAAGAAAAAGCAUAUCAGGCUUUUCCUCUGAUCAUAUUAAACGAAUUAAUGGGAAACCUGUAAAAUUAUAUCUCAAAAAAAAUAAUGCGAAGGGGAAAAAUUCGGAAAGUGAAAAAAAUGAAGAUGAUGAACCCAGUGACACUAAAGAACGAAAAAAAACAAAAACAUCAAAAAAUGCCAAAACAAAAGCUGUAAAAAAAACUAAAUCGACAACAAAAAAUAAAACCAAAACUGCAAAAACAAAUAAAAAUGAAAAAAAAGACCAAAGUGAUGAGGGUGAAAACAAAACUAAUGAACCAAAAACUAAAGGAAAAAAAAAAAAAAAUACAACGGUGGACGAAAUAAUUCAUGAAGAUGAAGAAACGGAAAAUGCAAAAGAAGUGUUGGAGAAAAAAAAAUUGAAAGGAGCUAAAAGAAAGAAAUCGAGUGACUUAAUAAAAACAAAACAAAGCGAAGAUGAUAUUACCCUCGGAACAACAGACGAAGAUUUAGAGUCUGUAAAAGGAAAAAGAUCACAAAAAAAAGGAACAAAGAAAAAGCGAGAUAUUGAAGAAAUAAGUGAUGAAGAUUUUGAAGAAUUUGAUGAUGAUGAAAUAAUGCCCGGAAUAGAUGAUUUAGAUCAAGAAAAAGACGCAAAAGCAUACGAAGAAAAAAUGAAAGAAAAUGAAGAAAGAGAUAAGAAGGUUGAAUUCAUAAAAAGGGUAGAAUUCUUAUUAAAAGAAGAUAAUGAAAAAAAUCAAAACUUGUAUGAAGAAAGACCAGAUAUAGAUAAGCUUCGAUUUUCGGAAAAGCCAACAGUAGGAAGCGAAGAUUUAAUGCAUACUAUAUUAAAAAAUAUACACAAUAAUAAAGAAGAAAAGCAAAAAAAUUCAAAUCCUAUUCCUGAUUUUAAAAAGAAGCAUUUAUUUUAUGAAUUAUUAAGAAUAAGCAAUUCAAAUAGUUUUAAAACACAUAAAAUAUAUACACAUAAAGAUUUAAUAUAUGGAAUGAAAUAUAGAAAACUGGGAGAUAGCAAUUUAUGUGUUAGUGAAUUAUGUAUAGGGACAAGCAUGUAUGAAAAUGAUAACUUUAUAAGUAAAGAUGAUGUAAAUGUUUUAUUAAAUAUGGCUUUUUAUGAAUAUGGAAUAAAUUUUUUUGAUAUAUGUGAAUAUGAUCCAUUUCCUUUUGAUCCUGAUAGUUAUAGAAAAAGCAAAAACAAAAAUAUGAAUUUGUUUUUAAAAGAUAAAAAAAGAGAAAAUAUAAUAAUUAAUUUAAGAAUGUGUUCAUCAAGAAACGUAGAUAGAAAUACACAUGGAGAUUUUUAUUUAACAUGGAUUAUGGAUGGUCUAAAAGAUGAUAAACCAACAUUUUAUAAUAUUGAGGAAAGAUUGGAUAAAAUUUUAAAAAAUCUAAAUACAAGUUAUGUUGACAUAUUGACUAUUGAUAUUCCUGAGAGAUAUGUUCCGAAUAGUACCAUUGGGGAAGACACAUAUAUAUGGGGCCGUGAAAGGAGUAAUGACCCGAACAGCGAAGCUCCCACUGUUUCAAUAGAGGAGCAAUUUGAAAUUCUUGAAAAACUUGUGCUUAAGGGGAAAGUUCGGCACAUAGCAGUAUCAAACGAAACACCGUGGGGAAUAUAUGAAUGGUGCAAUUUAGCUAGAAAAAAAAAAUAUAUGAAAAUUGUAUGCGUGCAAAAUUUAUAUAAUCUGCUACAUAGAAAUGAAGUAGAAUCAUCAGGAUUAGUUGAAAUGAUGUUAAGAGAAAAUUAUAACGUCCCAUUAGUUCCAUAUGGUUUAUUAGCAGGGGGAAUAUUAACUGGUAAAUAUUUAGAUCCCGAAAGAUAUCAUACAGUAGGCCCUGAAACAAUAUUAGGUGAUGAUCAAUUAGAUCAUGAUUUAGAUGAAACACGAGGUAAUCAACCAGAAGAUUAUGGUUUUUUAUCAUAUGGACCUAAAAAUGGUACAUGUAAUAAAUAUCCCGAUUUAUAUAAAUCACAUAGAUGUAUAUGGGCGCAAGAUGCGACAGCAGAAUACAUGAAAAUAGCUAGAUCACAUGGUAUGACGCUGUCACAAUUAAGUCUAAGUUUUGUUUAUAGUAGGCCAUUUGUUGCAUCAUCCAUUAUAGGCCCUAGAACAAUAGGACAAUUAAAAGAUUCUAUUUUAUCACUUAAUUAUCCAUUAUAUCAACAUACACAGCAUGACUUGCAUGAAAUAUUUUUAAGAUAUCGAGGAUGCACAAUGGACGGUAAUGUCAUAUUAAAUAGUUUAGAAGAUCCAAAUAAAACAAGCCAAAAUAUCUUUUAUAAAUCUGCAAAUAUCCCAAUUUUAAGUGGUGGUACACACUGGGAUAAUUACCCUUUGCCAUUUUUACCUAAGCGUUAUGAAUAUACUGAUUUAAAAGAAGAACAUGAUAGAAUAAAAUCGACAUUUGGAUUAAAUGAUGAUCCUGGAGAUUUUAAUUUUAUUAAUUCUCGUAUAUGGAUAGAAAGAGAAGAAAAAAAAGGAGAAUAUUUUGCUCUAAAAGAAAGUAAUAUAUUUAAAUGGAAUAAAUUAAAAAUAUUUAAAGGUAUAUUAACAAAACUUAAUGAAAAAGAAAAAUUAAUUUAUGAUACUAAUGAUUUCCAUUUUUAUUAUAAAAAUAAUACUGUAUAUAUAGUUCCUACUGAUGAAGAAAUGGAAAAGUUAUAUCAAAAUAAAAAUAAAUUAAAAAAAAUAUUAACUCAAACAAUAAAUGAUACUCAAGAAUUAUAUCAAUACCAAGAACAAUUAGGAAAAGAUUUUCCAGAUAUUUUCAACAAUCUAGAUAUUGAUUUAAUCUAUAAACAGUUAAUAAAUAGACAUAAUAUUAACCCACUAGAUAAAAAACAGUUGGAAGAAAUUUAUAGCUAUAUCAAACUUACACCAGAAGAAAAAAAAACAGAGGAUUUCUGGUACAUAUAUCAGUAUAAUCCUUUCGACAAUUCCUUUGGGUUCAGAACAGGAAGUGAACCGUAA